AUGGCGUUCGUCAAGCGCGGCGUCAUCGCUCGAGCGCUCGAGCGUGGGAUUCCGUACCCGUACCUCGCGGUCGAUCGCGCGUGGACGACGGACGCGCGCGCGGCGAGGGAACGAAGCGUCGAGCGCGUGGUCGAGGUCGAGCGACCGUCGUCGUCGUCGUCGUCGUCGUCGUCGGGUCCCGUCGUCGAGAGCGACGCGGUCGUGAGGUACGAUCGAGCGACGCUCUUGGAAUUGCGCGCGAGCGCGCUCGCGAAAGGAGCACCGGUGGGAACGAGCGAGGAGGAACGCGCCGCGUACCCGUGGCGCGCGACGGAGGCGAGCGCGCGAGACGGGUCGAGCAGAUCGACGACCGUGCGGACGGUCGUGGGCGUGGACGCGGAGACGGACGAUGUGCGGGUGGAUGCGGAUGAUUACGCGAUUCCGGACGACGACGACGCGAUGCGGUCGAUGUUUCAGGAUGGAGAGGCGUACGUCCACGCGGCGCGGUUCAUGCGGGCCGCGGACGCGCGCGCGUCCUCGAUGACUUCGACGAGCGGAUCCGUGCGUGUGACGUUUCGUGACGGGGCGAUGCGUACGUUUGUGAGGAAGACGAUGCGCGAGCGGUUCGGGGGACACGUCAAUCGCGAUCAUCGUGAGACGACUCGGGCUCAGGUUACGGGUAUCCUCUACGGGACUACGCGCUUCGUGGACGGCACGCGAGAGAUUAGUGUAGCGUUCGCGCAUCCGUGGGACGGUGACAUCCUGAAUGUCGUAUCGUGGUUAGCCAGUCAGACGAGCGCGGCGGAGACCACGGUGGUGUCUCCGGUGGGUUGGUUGCGAGCGAAUGCGAGUCUCGGUGCGAGUCUGCCGAGUGAAGUGACGAGCGCGUACGAGAACGCGCUCGCGCUCAAGACCUCGACAUCGGCGAGCGCUGUGAGAAUUUUCGUAUCGCUCGAUGUCUUGACAAGCGCGUGCGGGCCGCUGGUCAUGGAGUGCUAUGAUCUCAAGACAAAGGAGGAGGUGGAGUUUUCGCUGAACGGUGACGACUGCGCAAUGUGGGACUCAACUGUACCGGCAGAUGUAGACUAG
Messenger RNA from Ostreococcus tauri, 1068 nucleotides. Its product is annotated as unnamed product. The record is from RefSeq and is a predicted model, not a curated record. The transcript has a single exon. Bases 1 to 1068 code for a protein of 355 amino acids. Lineage: Eukaryota; Viridiplantae; Chlorophyta; Mamiellophyceae; Mamiellales; Bathycoccaceae.